AGAUGAAAACAGUUCCCACGAUAGAUUUCAAUCUUUACGCCAUGUGUGUUUUACUUUUCUCCAGGCGGUCUAGUGAUAUUAAGACCAACUCGAUGGGUAGAAAGAUUUUGAGGACCGAAGCGUCUUUACAACUUCUGGAUUUCCAAGAAACGCUCUUUUAAUGUCCGCGUCGCGCAGCAGCAGCAAGAAGAAGAUCCGCCUUUGUGAAAUUGUUAACCACCACGAGGACCUUUUUCUCUUCGCCCUCGCUUGCUAGUACUUAUUUAAGUAAGUACACUGGCCAUCCAUACUACCAAUGGGACUACUUUUUACAAACUACAUGAACCGCAGCAGCGAGCCCUGAAGAAGAUCGUAUUCCUCUUCUUCCGAUCUACGAGAAGUGCAGCUGCACCUCGAAUAAGUACGUGUUUUUUGAUAGGCCGAAAAAUAUUUUAUUUUAGUACCGAAGCGAAAAUACUACUAGAGCAAAAAGUUUUUGAUACAAGUACUUUCAUUUUGAAACGACCGUCAAAAUUGGGCGCGUGGAGACGACCACCACCAUGUAUCACACCCGACCUGGGCAAGCCGGCGCGCCAAUGGGCGGCUACGGCGGGAUGCAGCAACAGCAGGGCAUGGGCCUCGGUCCGGGGGUGCAGCAACACCAGGAGCCGGACUACACGGUGAAAAACGACGCUUCGGAGUUCGAGAAAGAAAACGACUUCGUGCAAUUUUUCAAGUACAUCCAGGGACACCACUCUUGCACCCACAGUUCCAUGAUCGGGCCCUCCGAUCACCGCAUUCUACCAAAUGUAAAAAUGUCUGGGUCUGGAAGAUUAGAACUUGUCAUGCUAAAUCUGAAUGAUGCAAAAAUCUGUGUUGCGUGAGUACCAAAACCUAUCCGCUUUUGACCAAGUCGAGAGGGAGUUUCCCAUGCAGGAGAGGCAUGAUAGAGACAUCAAAGAAUCUGUCAUGCUGGGUCUCGCAUUCCAGACCUCAUGCGUCACGGAAAACCUGCAUCAGAAGUCUUUCAUUCUUCCAGACCCAGACAUUUUUGCAUUUGAUACAUUCCCCGCAGUGGCAAAUUCGACGUCACCAAAAAGGACGCACUGGAAAAACUGUAUAUUUUUUUUUCUUCGAAAUAAACCGAUGUCUAUAAAAAAAAAAUCCAAUAGAAAUUCUCCAACGCCCCAAUAGAGAUUCUCCGUAUAGAGAAUCUCCCGCGUCGAAUCUAUCGGCUCCCGCUUUGUCUUCGGUUGCGUCUGCUCUUCGCCUUCGCCUGGCGCAAAGAAAAGCUGUUGGCCUUCCUCUGGCGCAAAAGGCCGCUCUCGCUUGACUUUUUCAAAGUGCUCUUUUUGUUCCGUGCCCAUGGACGGGGAAAAAAGUUCCUGUGCAUGUUUCGGCCUCCGGGGGUUCAGCUUUUUCAUUCUUUAUUUGCCCGCCGUCAGUUGCGGGGAAAGAAAGAAUAACUUCGCACCGACCUGGCGGCCGGCGUAGGGGAAAUAGAGAAUAUUGCGCACACUGUGCGCGCGCGGGCUUCUUUUUGAGCGGCCAGACGUUCUUGCUCGCCGAUGCGCGGCAUCUGGCGGCGUGGCGGAAAUGAAAAUAAUUUCUGCGCGCUGCGCCGCGGGGGCUUUUUCUUGUGAGCAGCCGGGCGCCUCUUUUCGCCGGCCCGCGCACCACAUCAAUCUUGUGGCGUGCUGGGAUCGAAAAAUAAAUAUGCGCGCCGCUGCCAGCGCGCCGCGCUUUGUAGCGAUGCGGGAUCGAAUUCAAAAUCCGACUCGCCCACGCGCCGCGUGUUGUGGCGGUGUGGUUCGACUUCCAAAAAAUUUCGCGCGCUGUGCGCGCGCGAAUUUUUCUCUCUGGGCGGCCGCGCACCCCCGUCGCCCGCGCGGCGCGCCUGGUGGCGAUGGAUGCGGAAUCGAAUGCGAAAAGUUUUUGCGCUUCUUUUUCCUUGGCCGGUCGCGUAUUUUCGUCGCCCGCGUUUCGCGCUUGGUGGUCGGCACCCACAGUUCCAUGAUCGGGCCCUCCGAUCACCGCAUUCCCCGCAGUGGUAAAUUCGACGUUACCAAGAAGGACGCACUGGAAAAACUGUAAUUUUUUUUCAUCUUUGUAACAUAUAAACCGAUGUUGAUGAGUUCUUCGACGGUGAAGACAUCAAAGAUUCCUUGCUGUAAAAAUCAUGUGCUAAUGACACAGAAGCUGAGUCAGUGAGUAGUUUUUCUAUAAGGAUAAGGAAAAUUGAAAUAAUGAAUCGCGAAUAUAAAAUCGUAUCCUCUCUCUACCUAUAAAGGUAUGCCGCUGUGUCUUUCUUCCACCGCCAGGGAAAGCCGCUGGUGCUGUGCGAGAUUGCGACCAGCCGGUUCCGCUUUUUCGAGGACGUAGAUCUGCUCCUCCCAGCCGAACUGAAGGACCAGCUGCCCCAGUUACAAGACCAGUGGGUGCACCACUUGCUGCGGCACAGGGGCGCAGUCCUGGGGGCCGUCUGGCGAAGCGAGGACCCGCUCGGUAUUUUUAUACUAGGAUCUUCCGAUGAUGAUCUACAGUUCUUGCUAUAAGAUCAUAUCGUGCACUACGUAUUCGUAUGAGCCGAAUUUCUAUGUUCUACAAAAAUCCUUAUCCAGGUGUCAAGUGCCGUUCCGAGACUGCCACCGUGCACGUGUUUUCUUCCUCCGGGUGGAGUUCCCGUCACAAUCAGCCGAAAAUCUCCUUGCACUUCGUCUGGCCCGACUUGAUCUGCACGCCGCGGGAAGCCAAGGGAAUCCGCAGUGCCACCAUCGAGUUCCUGCGGGAAUCCUGUUCGGAGGAACUGUCAACGUUACUGGAAAAGUGCUACGAAAAGAACCCGCUGCAACAGGACUUAGUCGAUAUGUCACCCUGGGAAGAAAUCUUUGACAAGGCCGCCACCGAGGGAACCAGUUUGCGGUAUUGAUAGAAAUUGAUGAUCUAUAGAAAGAAAAAUGUUUGUCACAGUCAUUAACUUGGAGACUUAGAAUUGCAAAUUUUUUUAGCAUCGCAGCUUUUCCUUGUAUUGCAGAAACACUAGGGGAAACCCCCUACAAAGAUUGGCUGUGAUGCAUUUUUACGCAUGGCAGGCAUUUUUUGUAUUGCAGAAAUGCCCAUGAGUGAUCGCGACGAACUUUUUUUCUUUGAUAUGAUCCCACGACGAACAGCUGCAAACAAAAACAAUAGAAAAGUAUGCAGCCUCCCUUGUAGUUUUUACGUGCUUCCGUUAUUAUGUCUUGGGGAUUGUCUAACCUGUCCCCAUGAUCUGACUUCAUCAUCAUUCACACACAAUGAAAUAACAGAUUGGUCUUCUGUGACAAGGGUGCGAAGGCGGACCUCGAGAAGAAGAUGGCCGCACGAUUAGAGGGGCGUCCCAAAGUCCCAGUAGGCACUUACCAGGUAAAAAGCUCAUCAUGUGCCAACAACAAACAACAUUGGAUGUGGCGAAAAUUGUACAUUGCAUAGAUUGAUAAGUACGUCGUAGUAGAUGAUACAGAGUACAGGACGGUGAAAAAAUAUUAAACGUGAAGCAACUACUCCUCGUUGUCGAUGCACAAAAAUUUAAACUACAGGUCGCGUUGUCCGCAGGAAAGGUGAACGAGUGCGCGGCGACGCUGCAGAAUGCACCGUCGGAAAAGGGCGACAUCCAGUGGUUGUUGGACGCCAGUAUACGACUGGGUGACGGCGGAGCAGAGAUGCCGGCGGUCUCCAAUGUGUGGCUCUCGGCGACGCAGACCAAGGGUCUCGCGGGCAUCAAACCACAACCAGUGGUGGCGGCCAACGGAAAUGGGUUCGGCGCAGACGCAGCGGGCGCCUACCCCGUGGAUGAAAAGUACCUACGAGAAUAUUGUUUGAAGUCGAACUUUUUGGUAUCUCUGGUUGUUCUCCUCUGGUGGGGGCGCAGAAUGCUGCAAUAGGUUUGUCUAGUCGUAUCAUGAUAAGAGUAAGUAAAACAAUCACUACAGCAUCCAGCAACUGGAACGUGAAAUGCCGCAUGGUGGUGACGGAUUUUCGCAAGUCAAAAAGGAAUUGCUCGGAAAGAAGGUGGACCAGAACGCGAACUGGAUGACAGUCGAGGACUACAACCCACCACAACACGACAGAAUGGCUGGUAUAAUAUCUUCCAUGGUAUUUUUCCGCCCUUUGCAAGACAAACACAAUCACAAACUCGCAUGUAGUCCUUCUUGCUGCACGUCGUCUCACAACGCCACUUGCAUUUUGCGCAGCAGGAGGACAACGAACGUGACAAUGAUGUCGACGUACUAAUUUUGUCACACCUAAAAAAUUGUUCGAAAACUACACUUUGAAAAACAGUGAAACUGGAUGCCAACGGAGGACAGAUCGCAGAGUUGGUGAUUCCGCCGGACGUGUAUCAGCUCCCAGUGGACGUACAGUACAACACGAUGGACGGGACGAACAAGCAGUAUGUGAUGCACUUCCAGCCAGGCAAGGACAAGUACGGCACGUGGUUCAACAAGGACGAGAAGGAGGGGGACACCUGGAUGUGGCGAAAACCCGCGGUACCGCAGCUCAAGGAGGACGGGUUGGCACCCAUGGAGUGGCCCACAUGGGCGGAGUUCGUGCUCAUCGAGGUCGCCGGCCACGCCGACACACCACAGAAGACCAUGGGGCUCGCCGCCAUCAUCUGCGCUGUGUCCAACGUACCCACCAGUGGAAAGGUGCACGGAGAAGCCUACUGGAAAGGUAUGAUAGAUAAAAGCAGCAUAUAGUGGUCUCAUUGCUCCUGCUCCGGCGAAUGAUGAAGAUACUGGUCGUGUUUCUUGCUACUAACUAGUACUUUCUUCUCAGGAGCAUUCGGCUACAACAUCCGCGAAGAUGAAAAGAGGGUUUACCAAUUGCUCUUUCGGCGUGUGUAGCUCGACGAGCAAGGUGCAAUCAUUAAUUCGCGCUCGCGCUCCGAAUGCCGAGCGAAUAAUACAACGUUGCACACAUCACAAUCUCAUAUUGGCUCUAUACUUCUCAGGUCACAUGUGCUUCGGGCCAAAUGAUUUUGGUGAUGACAUGGAAUACGCAGUCAACGUGCCCCUGGCCACGAUAGCAGCGGUUGUCUUUGGUCUGAAGGCAGUUCUGGAUUUGCGAGAAAAGAUCGGCGGGCAGAAAAUCAAGGGUAAGUAUAGAGGAUGAACGAGCCAAGAUAUUGAUUGAUUUUGAAAGUCUUCCUACUUCGCUGCAAUUUUUGCGUUGGAAAAGCUCUCUUCUUUUGGGCGGCCUAUAUCUCCAUGCCCUUUCGGUUGCUCCUGCUUCUUAAGAAAGUAAUAUGCGUAGAAUGAGUUUUUACUGAUACCACGGAUUGAGCCCGUAACGAAAAAUAUAUUUUUGUACUGCAAAAACAAAUUGCGAAACUUACUCCUGUUCCCAGGUAUCUUCAUUAGUUCCGACCAUACCGUCGUGGAAGCGGCAGUAGACGGACAGUGCAACACGGCGUACCUGGAACCCUUGGCGAAACUGCUCACCGCCUACAAGCAGGAAAUCCUGGACGAUGACCACUUUCCGAACUGCUUUAACUUCGCGGUAUUUGAAGCUACUUAGCUUGUUUGCACGUAUAUGAAUUCAUUUUCCCAUGCUUGUGCUUCGUCAAGAAAAAGACUUCGAUUUCCACCACCCAACACGAUAUCGUGUUGUAAGCGUUCUCGUUUAGCCGCUUCUAGUUGUGCAGUUUGUUUUGCGCUUCUGAACAAGCGGUUUUCUUUUUUGAGCACAUUCGUCGCAUCGCGGCUCCCGGUCGUGCAGGCCCGUAGUUGCAAGUCGUUUUCGAGGGGACACUCACGUUUUUUUUUUCAAAAUUUUCGCAGGUCUCCAAAAUUCAAGCCAGUGCGAACAAGGCUGCUAAGUUGGCGAGGGAAGCGCGACAGGGGGCGACCGACGAAGAUUAUUCUGGUUGCUCCAUGGGUGAUAUUAUGCAUUGCAAAAAUGUCUGGGUCUGGAAGGUUGGAACUUGUAAUGCUAGCUUUCCAUACCUAGAAAAUCUGUAUUGCAUAACCAACAAAAGUCGCAGCCUCUUUUGUCAUGCAACAUCGCAGUUUGUCAUGCGGAUUGCCUAUGAGAAAGCGUUUUCGGAAGUUGUUAUGCCAGACUGCAUUCGGAAGUGUUUUCAUCAUGCCCAUUUUAGCAUCACAAGUUUCCAGACCCAGACAUUUUUGCAUUUGAUAGAUAUCGAGUUGGCGGAUGCGGUCAUUUCCUCCUGCGAAUCCGCAGCAAAAUCUAUUACAAUGAAAAAUGCCCCCACCCCCGAACUUGAAAGCAUUUGUAUUGCAAACCUUUCCAAAUGAAACAUUUGCCCUCUUGCAUGUAUCAGCAUCACAGAUUUCCGAUGGUGAAUAGCAAAAAUUUGUAUUGCAAAAGAUCCCAGCAAGAGCGGUGCUUGUCAUGCAAGCGAUGCGACACACGACUAGAUUCUGCA
This is a messenger RNA of Amoebophrya sp. A120, 6403 nucleotides long. The record is from the annotation of a GenBank genome assembly. NCBI's taxonomy places the organism in Eukaryota, Dinophyceae, Syndiniales, Amoebophryaceae.